Molecule: messenger RNA, 1502 nt
Organism: Pezoporus occidentalis (night parrot)
Lineage: Eukaryota; Metazoa; Chordata; Aves; Psittaciformes; Psittacidae
Gene: DHRS12
Product: dehydrogenase/reductase 12
Source: RefSeq, a predicted model, not a curated record
AUGGCGUCUGUUGGAAGGGUUUAUUUAUUACAUGAAAUGGUACUUGGUGUGGCCCAACACACCUGGUUAUGUUUCUGCAAGAGUAUCCCUUUGACAGCUUUCCAGAGCAGAGGGUGCAGGCUCAGGUCCUGUAGCACUGCUCAUUCCCAAAACAUGACACCCCAUUUCCUGCCCUGGCUUGGUUGGCAGCAGCAUCUGCUCCCAGCAGAAGCCCUGGAAAACUUUCCUUCUGUCCUUCCUUCCUCAGCCAUCACCUUCACCAGAGGGGCGAGCACCUCUGUGGCGGCACCGACACCACAUCCUGGUACCGCCACCACGUCCCGGUACCGCAACGCCCUGUGGUUCGUGACGGGGGUGCGGGAGUGCACGAGGACCAGCUAUGAGUCUGCUUCCAAGCACUUCAGUCCAGCUGAUGUGGAGGCAUCUGGCUGCAAGGUCCUUUCUGGUGCAAAGAGUGGCACUGGUAGGGCCACAGUCAAAGAGACAGCGAGGGCAGGUGGCACGGUUCAGCUGGUUUGCAGAAGUAAGGAAUGAGCUGAGGUCUUUCGAGGAGAAAUAGUGAUGGAAAUGAUCAACUAGAAUAUUUUCUUGCGUAUUCUGGAUAUAUCUGACACCAAGAAAAUCUGGAAGUUUGCUGAAAUAUUCAAAAUUGAACAUAAAUGAGAUGUGUGGAACCAAAAGUUAGUGUUGGUGCCUGUCUGUCUUUUAGGUACUUACAUUCUGACAACUGCUCUGCUGCCCCUCCUGGAACAAGCAGCUGAUUUCAGACUGAUAACUGUCUCUUCUGGGGCCAUGCUUGUUCAACAUACCGUGCUAAACAUACCUGACUUGUAGUCAGGAAAUAGGACAUCUGAUGGAACUAUGAUGUAUGCACAAACCAAGGUACAAUAGCAAGUUGUCUUGACAGAACAAUGGGGAAAAGCUCACAGAAAUAUCCGUUUCUCUGUUAUGCACCCCAGCUGGGCAGACACUCCAGAUAGUAUCUGCUUAAGACUGACUAUAAUUCUUUCUUUUCAGGAUUAUUCAAGGACUCUGCAACCCCCAAAAAUAAACAGCCAUGAGGGAUGGGCCUUCAGUCAUCACCUGUUUGACAAAAUAAAGGGAAACCAGAGUUUAAACAUGAAUUAUGUAAUUGGUUUAGGCACUGAUGACUGCACAGUUUUAAAAUACAGUUCUGCAACUGAUUUCAUAAAAAUGAAUAUGAAGAAUAUCCUGUGCACAGAGGCCCAGGGAGCUGUUGUGUGGAUGGCAGUAUCAUCUGAAGCAAUGAGUUUACUGAGAGGAUUGUUCUUCCAAGCCAGGCAACCAGUCCCUACGCACUUACCCCUGGCAAGCACCCACAGUCCACUCGAGGACAAGGAGAAGCUAAUGGAGAUGCUGGAACAGCUCUCCCAGGAAGUUUAAAUCCACUCGUGCAAGAACUUAGUGUCAUUGCCAACACAGUGUAACUGCAAAGCUGCUAACUGCACAGUACUGCAGUGUGCUUGCUGUUGAGGGGAAGA